AUGGCCGACCUCGAAACCCUAUUCAACUCCCCACCCCACUCUCCCCCUCCCCCCCCCCCCCCCCGGUCCCGGUCCACAACCCCCUCCACACCCCUCCGCCCCAACAGGCCAGAGCAAGAAGCCCUCUUCUUCUCCCCUUCCGCCUCCCAAUUCGGCUCCCCCGCCGCCUCCCGAGGUCAAAGAUGGCAGCCGGCUCAAGCGUUUAGCGAUACCAUGCCCGCCGACGCCGAUGCCGACGUCGGCACCGAGGUCGGCGUCGGCGGGGGGGGAGGGAUGGAUCAAGUGCGGCGCGUCCAAGGUCGGCGAGAAGAACGUGCCGCUGAAGAAGGCGGAGGCGGAGGGGGGGGGAUUGUGAGGGUGCGGCAUGCGGUUAAUGUGGUGGAUUCCGUCGACCCCCUACCGAGGGAUACGUUCGCUUCUCGUCCUGCUGCUUUGACUUCCGGCGGCGGUGGCGGCGGCGGAGGAGGAGGAGCGUUUGCUGGGGUUGGGGUUUAUGGGGCUAUCACCGAUCCCUUGGCUGGUGCUUCUGGCGCCGGAGGAGAUGGUGGGGAUGGAGGGGAAGGGGAAGGGGAAGGAGGGGAGAAGAGGAGGAGGCCUGUGGCGAAGGUUGAUGCUGAUCGGCUGUUAUCAGAGACUACUGGCUUACCUGCUCUUAUGCGUUCUGCUAAAAAGUUUAGGACGCGUGGUAAAGGCCGCGAGAAAGACGACCUCCGAAACCUCCUCCACAUGUACCAAAUGUGGGCACACGGCAUGUUCCCGAAAGGAUCCUUUGCGCAGACGAUGGAGAGGACUGAAAAGGUCUGCCGCACACGGCGUAUGGAAUCGGCGAUAGGAGGAUUAAGCGAUGCAUUCCACGGUCGACGUUCUCCCUCGCCCCCCUUCUCGCCUGUUGCCUCACCCACGCGCUCAAGGUCGAGGUCGAGGUCAAGGUCAAGGUCAAGGUCAAGGUCGCGUUCCCGUUCUCGUGCGCGAGAAGCAUCAACGCAAGAACCCCUGUUCACAGAGGCCGGUCCGAGUGCGGCGAGUGCGGGUGGGGCCGACGGGUGGGAUGGGCCAGACAUGGACGAGUUGAUGGCGAUGGAGGCGCAAGAAGCUCUGGAAGGGCAGCAGGGGCAUGAGGGGGCAGUGGAAGAAGACGAGUUUGAUGGGCUGUAUGAUUAG
This is a messenger RNA of Cryptococcus wingfieldii CBS 7118, 1161 nucleotides long. RefSeq lists its product as hypothetical. Gene Ontology annotation, cellular component: replication fork protection complex; nucleus. The coding region runs from base 1 to 1161 and encodes 386 amino acids. Gene Ontology annotation, biological process: DNA replication checkpoint signaling; replication fork arrest; replication fork processing. The transcript is spliced from 4 exons. Gene Ontology annotation, molecular function: DNA binding. NCBI's taxonomy places the organism in Eukaryota, Fungi, Basidiomycota, Tremellomycetes, Tremellales, Cryptococcaceae. The record is from RefSeq and is a predicted model, not a curated record.